Messenger RNA from Sinocyclocheilus grahami, 2628 nucleotides. Its product is annotated as mitochondrial dicarboxylate carrier-like. The transcript has 11 exons. The record is from RefSeq and is a predicted model, not a curated record. The coding region runs from base 31 to 1170 and encodes 379 amino acids. Gene Ontology annotation, biological process: transmembrane transport. Lineage: Eukaryota; Metazoa; Chordata; Actinopteri; Cypriniformes; Cyprinidae.
GCUCGUUCUCAAUGAACGCGGAGCAGUCAGAUGCACGAGUUUCUCUUGUUGUGUGCAUUGUGUUGCGUGCAUUGUGUUGCGUGCGUGUCAAUAGGAGGUGGAUCAGGCGCACCGGGAGGCCGUGCCAGAUUCCGCGCGAGCAAUUGGCUGCUCCUGAAUUUUGCUGUCAGCUCGCGCACGCCACGCACUCAGGAUGUCACCGGUAGAUUAGCGAGAUCAUCCACACGCGCAGUCCAGGAUAGAGCGCGUCGCGUGCAACGAGACACAGACAGUGAGAGAGAGAGAGAGAGAUUAACGGUAACCGGAGAGAUGACGGAGACACGGAUGUCGCGCUGGUAUUUCGGGGGGAUCGCGUCGUGCGGAGCCGCCUGCUGCACGCACCCGCUGGACCUGGUCAAGGUGCACCUGCAGACACAGCAGGAGGUGAAGAUGAGGAUGGUUGGCAUGGCGAUGCACGUGGUGAAGAACGACGGUGUGCUGGCGCUUUACAACGGCCUCAGCGCUUCGCUCUGCAGACAGAUGUCGUAUUCUCUCACCAGGUUUGCCAUCUAUGAGACGGUCAGAGACAUGAUGGGCAGCGGCGGUCAGGGACCAAUGCCUUUCUAUCAGAAAGUCCUGCUGGGCGCGUUCGGAGGCUUCACCGGCGGUUUCAUCGGGACUCCGGCAGAUAUGGUUAACGUUCGGAUGCAGAACGAUAUGAAGCUUCCUGCGGAGCAGAGGAGAAACUAUAAACACGCGCUGGACGGACUCUUCAGGGUCUGGCGGGAAGAGGGAACCAGGAGGCUGUUCUCAGGAGCCACUAUGGCGUCCAGCAGAGGAGCCCUGGUCACUGUCGGACAGCUGGCGUGUUAUGACCAGGCCAAGCAGCUGGUGUUGGGCACAGGACUCAUGGGAGAUAACAUCCUCACACACUUCCUGUCCAGCUUCAUCGCUGGAGGUUGUGCGACAUUCCUCUGCCAGCCGCUGGAUGUAAUGAAGACGAGAUUGAUGAACUCUAAAGGAGAAUACAGAGGUGUGAUUCACUGCCUGACUGAAACUGCCAGACUGGGACCACUAGCCUUCUACAAGGGUUUAGUUCCGGCCGGUAUCCGCUUGAUUCCUCACACGGUCCUGACGUUCGUCUUCCUGGAGCAGCUGAAGAAAUACUUCGGCAUCCGGGUGGUCAGCUGAACUUUGACAUCUUGACCUUUUCCCUUUGGCCUCCUCUCGAAGCUGCACUCACUUCCACAAUAUUAUUUCUGGAAAGUCUCACACUACACACAAUGCUGCCCGGCCAACAUAACGAAAGAUGAUCCUCACUAUCCGAGUGCCAAACCCGUCACGACGCUCUUCUCUUCAGGGUGAGCUUUAGAUUAUAGAUGUUCUAGUUGAUGUUCUAGUUUAUGAAUUCAUGUUUCUGAUUAUUAUUUCUCAAGCUGUUCUUAAAUCCUUCUUUUGCAACGAGACGUUUUAAAGGAAUAGUUCACUCGUUAUCUCAUCAUUUACUCACCCGCACGUUGUUCUAAACCUGUACAAUGUUCUUUAUGCUGAACAUGUGUUUUUGUUUUCCUCGGAAUAGUGUUCGAUUAAAUAGUUUUGUUAGGGUGAGUAAAUUCUAUCAGAUUGUUUUUGCCGUGUGAACUCUUUCUUUAAGACAUAAGACGCACACAAACAAAGCGGUUCAUAUUGCUUUAAGUGUGGUUACGUUCAGUCUGUAUGUAUUGUGUUCAACUGUUUUAAUGGCACAGAUACUGUAUCAUCAACUAUUUUCUGGAUUUUAUCUUAUGAGGGGACGGAAUAAAACCAAGUUAUACGUUCAUAUCCAAAAUGUGGCACAUCAGAGAAGAGAAGAAAACAUUAAACAACAGAGCGAUGGGGAUCUGCAAUGUGAAAGACGAGUCAAACUUCUGUACUUGGUGCUAUGCUUUCAUUUUUCAUGAUGUUUCUGUUCUUUUUGUAAUAUUUCUGCUGGGAAACUCACGGACCCUGCCUCAUCUGUGACUGAAAUAACGUUAGAUCUACUGUAAGUUCUGCAAAUGUGCUUGUAGUUGUUUUAGGGUUGAGGUAAUAGGGGCAUUUAGUGAAUAAGUUGCACAAAUGACUUGUAGUAAUUCAGUUUUGUGGUUUGGUCCUGAAUAUCUGGAUUUAUCCUGAACUAAAGCAUAUAUAAUAACACAAAAUGUAUCACAAAUUUAGUUUAAACUUAAUAUUUUAGAUUAAGCUGGUAAAUUACCAUAUUGGUAUAUGCUUAAAAACUGGCUAUUUUUUGUUGAUGAUUUCACACGGAGAAUGAAAUUGAACACUGCAGAAGCCGUGUCUGUCGGUGUUCAGCAGAGGGCGCUGUCAGGCACUGAAUGUGGCCCUUGUGUGCAUCGAGCGCUUGCAGAUGUGGGUACGAACAGUUUUUUAUUCUACAAAUUUAUUUGUAAUUUAGGGUUUGAAAAUGGAAUUUAGGGUUAUUGUAAUUUAGGGUUUGUGAAAAUCAAAUGCUUGAACUGAAUGGAACUGAGCUGCUCUCUGUCUCGAGAAAACUGCAAAUAUUAAACUAAGUGCGAUGUAAAACUGGACUAAACUGCAAUGUUGUCUCCUCAGAACGAUAUUUUGUCUGAAAUGAAAAUAUGUGGAAAUAAAAGUACUAACACAAGAAAA